Nomia melanderi (Alkali bee) is the source of this 1742-nucleotide messenger RNA. RefSeq lists its product as uncharacterized. NCBI's taxonomy places the organism in Eukaryota, Metazoa, Arthropoda, Insecta, Hymenoptera, Halictidae. Gene Ontology annotation, biological process: regulation of transcription by RNA polymerase II. Gene Ontology annotation, cellular component: nucleus. Gene Ontology annotation, molecular function: DNA-binding transcription activator activity, RNA polymerase II-specific; RNA polymerase II cis-regulatory region sequence-specific DNA binding. The record is from RefSeq and is a predicted model, not a curated record.
UAUUGACAUGUAUUUAUGAAUCACCCUGUAUAGAUAAUCUUGCCUUUAAUUAAAUCACAGACGAGGUCGUUAAAUUCAAAGAAUAAAUUGAAAAAAUAUAUAUUUUCUGUAACAGACUCAUUUUCUCUCAAAUGAUAUGUUUCAUUUUCUACUUAAUUUCAAUUCAAUUUGAACUUGUAUUUGCUUACGAACUUCAUUAUGUUAUUUCAAAAGCUGAAAUGAUCAUGCGUAAGUGAUUAUACACGAAAUUCUUCCAUUCUUUUUAUAUUGGCAGAUGAUAGGUGGCGCGACUUUCAAUACAAUAAAAUGGCCGAAAACUGAUUUUUCUACGCGGACGUGAAUUCUAAAAGAUUUUUAAUGUUUACAUAUGAAUGAAUAAGUGUUAGUUAAAGAGCAACAAUGUGCUGAAAAAAUAAUAGUUGUGUCAGUGCAAAUUGUAACUAAUUUUAAUUGGAUUGGUUUACCUUAGCACGCGAGAUUUAUGUAUUCUCUGGCACAGGCCGUCCAGCAAAAUUUCUGAUGUUUUUCUAAAGAAUUCGCGCUUAAAUGAGUGCUAAAAGGCAACAUAAGUGUGUUUUGUGUGACUCAAAAUUAGAAUCCAAGGAAGCUUUACAGGCACAUUUUAGAAAGUUUUACUGUAUAUAAAGUGUGAAAUACUUUAUACAGAAAGCAUGCUAACAAAGAAAUAGAUACUCGAGGCAGACCUGUGAAAUCUAAUAAAAAUGCUGAUACUCAAUGUGACAUGUGUGGGCAAGCGUUUGAUUCAAUCACAGCAACAAUAAGGCAUAGAUUUAAAGUCCACCCUAAUUCACCAGCAAAAUUUUAUUGUCAUUAUUGUGGAAUGCAGUUUCCUCUAAAAACGCAUAGAGAUAGUCAUCAAGCGUCGCACGAUUCGUCAGAAAGUGAGAGGAAAGAACAACAUAAAAAAUGUGAAGACUGUGAUGUAUUAUUUUAUAAUGAGAAAGCUUUAGAUUAUCACUAUCGUUCUAUACAUAAAAGAAUGGUACAUCUUUUUCAACCAAUUGCAACACCACCUCCUAGCAAUAAAAUCAAAGUGAAUUCUAUGAACGAUGCUCUUAGUGUAUAUUAUUGCCAUUUGUGUGGAGCAGAGUACAUUAUAAAAUUCAAUUUACAACAACAUUUGGAGCGAGCUCAUACUCAAGAAGAAAGAGAAGCUGUACCAGAAGAUUUAAUUAAAUGUACUGUCUGUGCUGCAUUAUUUUGCAGUAAGAAAGCAUAUGAAGUGCACAAUAGCUAUCAUCAACCAGAUGAUUUGUAUGUAACAUCAGAGGAACAAAGGUUACAAACAGUAACUAAAGUAGACCAAGAUUUUGAUAUUAGACGUGUAGAAGGUGUAGCUGAUAAGUAUCUUCCAAAAAUUAAUACACCUAAACGGCCUUCUAAAAGUUGCAGACAGGCUAAAAAAACACAAAAACUAAAUGUUAAACGAACAGAGAACGAUUAUCCCUCCUCUGACGAUGAAUCAACUGUUAUUAAUGAAUCAAGUGAUUCCGAAAGUGAUCUUCCCUUAAAACAAAGGAUUUGCAGCUAACGGAAGUCGUUUAUUGUUUUUAAGAUAUUUACAAAUAUUGAAGAUUUUUCAAAUGUCACAAUUGUGUUAAAAAUGGUUGUCAGUAUGAAAUUUUUAUUAUUUUUGUUUUCAAAUUUAUGUAUUGAUAUGUAAAAUGUAUGUCUGAAUGAUUGUAGAUGAUCAAUACUAUAUUAGUAUUUUUGUAACAACA